Molecule: messenger RNA, 1731 nt
Organism: Boleophthalmus pectinirostris (great blue-spotted mudskipper)
Lineage: Eukaryota; Metazoa; Chordata; Actinopteri; Gobiiformes; Gobiidae
Gene: slc60a1b
Product: major facilitator superfamily domain containing 4Ab
Exons: 10
Coding region: 57-1604 (515 amino acids)
Biological process (GO): transmembrane transport
Source: RefSeq, a predicted model, not a curated record
UUAGUUGAAGACAUUGUAGUGGUGAUCUUUCUGCUGUAUAUUGAGCUCUGUACAAGAUGUUUGUGGAUGAGCGAAUAGUAACGCUUUUCAAAAGGAAUGCCCAUCACACAUUGACCUACUGGAGUGUUUUCUUCAGUUUUGGAUUGUGCAUAGCGUUUCUUGGACCUACCAUUUUGGACUUGCAAUGUCAAACUAAAUCCACACUCAGUGAAAUUACCUGGGUCUUCUUUGCCCAGCAGUUUUGUUUGUUAGUUGGCAGCUCUGUUGGCGGGGUUUUUAAGAGGACGUUAUUCAGUGCACUCUCAGCAUUGUUUGUCUCAGCUCUCAUCAUUUCAAUAAUCUUUGCCAUCAUCCCCUGGUGCAACAAUGUGCUUAUGCUGGCUAUUGCUAUGGCUGUUUCUGGACUGGCCAUGGGCGUUAUUGACACAAUUGCUAACAUACAACUCGUUACAAUCUAUCAGAAAGAUUCAGCUGUUUUUCUGCAGGCUCUUCACUUCUUCAUCGGGUUUGGAGCCCUGGUGAGUCCUCUGAUUGCUGAUCCUUUCCUCUCUGAAUCGGGAUGUGGGAACCACACGGGGAAUGAGACGGAGAUGAUACAUCACUUUAGGAACCUGCUGAGGCACAGUCCCAUCGUGGAGCACAACAUCACUCAGAGCACAGCGCCCCCUCUUGGCGAAGAGGAGUCCAGCGUGCAGUAUGCCUUUUGGAUCAUGGCUCUCAUCAACCUUCCUGUACCUCUGGCAGUGUUGUAUCUUAUGUAUCGAGAGCAGCUGAUCCCGUGUUUCCCCAGUGGCACUCCUCAUCUUUUGGACAAAGAUGAACUGGCCAUGGAAAAUCAGCAAGGCCAGGAGGCUGUGGAGCCGGCAGAACACGAGACAGGAGGUCAUGGGGAUAUCUUUAGUUGCUGUCAGAAUGAUAACCUGCGUGGUUUGCCCGUGUCUUUCUUUAUGAUUCAUAUUCUUGGCGGACUGGUGCUUUUUAUGACGGAUGGUAUUGUGGGAGCAUAUGCAGGAUUUGUGUACACCUAUGCUGUAAGCCCACCUAUGCACAUCCCACAUAAGAUUGCUGGUUACCUGGCUAGUAUAUUUUGGGCCGCCAUCACUGCAGGACGACUGUUAUCUAUUCCUCUUUCCUACCGUUUCCAGCCAGUUAGACUUCUGAUGUUUAACCUGGCAGGUGCUAUCGUGACGGUGCUCAUGCUGCUCAUCUUCUACACCAGCAGUAUCUUUCUGUUUGUUGGCACCUGUUUGUGUGGGCUCUUCCUAAGCAGUAUCUUCCCCUGUAUGCUCUCCUAUACAGAAGACAUCCUGGAUUACCAAGGAUGUGCCACUUCUGUCUUAGUAACAAGUGCAGGGAUGGGGGAGAUGGUAAUGCAGGUUCUUGUUGGCCAAAUUAUCCAGACUAAAGGCAGCUACAGUUUCUUGCUUUGUGGAGUUGUCAUUGCUUGCAUUGGUUUCAUUGUAUUUAUUGGACUCCUGUUAUUCCACCGAAUGCACAGAAACUACUUGACAGGGACACAGAAAAAGUCAGCCAUGGUAGAGGAGCCUGCUCCUGAACAAAAUGGAUCUGCAAAAUCUGAACAGAAAGAGAAGGGCAGCAGCUGAGAGUGGUUAUUUUUACCAUGCUACAUUAUAGGAACAUAGGUUUUACAAGUGUCUCUAAAUUAGCUCCUCAUAUAUUUUUUCUUUUAAUAGUUCAUUAUGUGAAUUAUAUUUUACUUUGUAUAGACAU